Hibiscus syriacus is the source of this 526-nucleotide messenger RNA. RefSeq names its product zinc finger protein ZAT11-like. Lineage: Eukaryota; Viridiplantae; Streptophyta; Magnoliopsida; Malvales; Malvaceae. The record is from RefSeq and is a predicted model, not a curated record. The coding region runs from base 29 to 526 and encodes 165 amino acids. The transcript has a single exon. Gene Ontology annotation, biological process: response to stress; response to chitin.
GAACCUUGCAUUUUCACACCCAAAAAGUAUGAAGAGGAGCUUCCCUAGUGAAAUAGAGAACAAUUUAGCUUUGGCAAAUUGUUUGAUGCUCCUUUCACAAGGAAGAAACGAUUACGAUCAACGAGCCAUCUUCAACAUCAACAACAACAACAACCACCCUAGUAGGGUUUUCGAGUGCAAAACAUGUAACCGGCAGUUCGCUUCGUUCCAAGCUCUAGGAGGCCACCGAGCCAGCCAUAAGAAACCGAAGCUGAUCGGCGGAGAUAAUGACUCGACCGAGAACCGGCGACCGACGAAACCUAAGACGCACAGAUGCUCGAUCUGCGGGCUCGAGUUCACGAUCGGGCAAGCGUUGGGGGGACACAUGAGGAGGCAUAGGAUUGGUUCGAGUGAAAACCGGGACCAACAUGACGAGGCGGUGAUAACACCGAUCCUGAAGAAAUCUAACAGCAGAAGGGUUCUAUGCUUGGAUUUGAACUUGACUCCACUGGAGAAUGAUUGUUUAUUCCAAACUCUUCCCCUCUAA